Molecule: messenger RNA, 1784 nt
Organism: Austrofundulus limnaeus
Lineage: Eukaryota; Metazoa; Chordata; Actinopteri; Cyprinodontiformes; Rivulidae
Product: leucine-rich repeat protein SHOC-2
Cellular component (GO): cytoplasm
Molecular function (GO): protein binding
Source: RefSeq, a predicted model, not a curated record
GCACACUGGAGAACUUGGAGGAACUGUACCUGAACGACAACCCCAAUCUGCACAGCCUCCCGUUUGAGCUGGCCCUCUGCAGCAAGCUGUCCAUCAUGAGCAUUGAGAACUGUCCCCUCACCCACCUGCCACCCCAGAUUGUCGCUGGAGGCCCCUCUUUCAUCAUCCAGUUCCUCAAGAUGCAGGGACCGUACCGUGCCAUGGUCUGAGCCAAGAUCAGCUCAGUGCCAUCUCCAAACCCUCUGCUUACUCUGUGCCCUUUUGCCUGCCUGCCUGCCUGCCUGCCUGCCCGCCCCAGGACGUGUAUCGUACACUAAAGACUACGGUCAGUGUGGGUAAAACAUAAAGGGGGAGGUUGACGAGAAUACAGUUUUGUUUUCUAUCCUCGGGCAGAAAGGAGGCAUAUCUUUGGAUAUUUUCUGUGUUGCUCCAGAGUUUAUCCUGGUCAUGUCUGACCCCAGCCACCAAGCCCCACUCAUCUUUCAUUCCGAAUCAUAAAUGAGGAAACUCUUUCCACCUGUUUGCCAAAACUGAGGAUAUGUAAAGUUAUAUAUACUGAGCAACUGAGCUGCGAGGCAAGGCCUUCAACUUUAGAAAUCAUGCUCAUUUGCCAAUGUAUAUACAGUAAUUACAGCAUCUAUUAUGUGAGCAAGGAUACAACUGUAUGCAAAAACAAACAAAAAAAUGUCUUUUGGGACUUUAUAUUUACUGCUGCUGCUGUAAUUUUAAACUCUGUCAUCUUAUGUUUUCUUUUGAUACUCUGGUUCUUUUUUUUUAUCAUAAUCUUCCCUGUUCAUGUCGUUUCUUGGUCAUAGAGAACAAAGGUCUGUUUCUGUUUUUUUAAAUUUUUUUUAACUGUGCCUAUGUUUAGAGUGACCCGAUGGUUCAUUUCUAAACACUUCACCACAAAAACACAAAGACAUAAGUUAUUUCAAGUGUUUUUUUAAUUGCUACUGUUAUAAAUUUUUUAAAUGUAUCUUUUGCAUUAAUCUGUUGUGCAAGUGAUAUCAGUUGUAAGAUAUGAAGAUUCUUUUUAACAACUAGCAGCAGUAGUUUGUCAUUAAGCUAGUCAUGUAUACAUAUGAUAAAUGCCAAUCGUACAUGCUUGGGAGGAUUUUUAUUUUUAUUUUUCUGAAAGAGUGAUGAUGUGGUUCCUUCUGGGUAUUGAUUGUGGGAAUGUCCAACGAUAGCUGUUUUAAACAUGUAUCUAAUUUCUGGUUGUUGCCUUCGGUGCAAUUUCUUUUAGUUUUGUUUACUCUUUUGGUGUCCUCGCCAGUGUUGGACUUCACAGCCAUCAUGUAGUUGAUCAUUGACCAACAUAUCAAGCAUUUUUAAAGACAUUUUAUGAGUCUGGAGCAAAUGGAGUGUAUUCAAGCUUCAAAUGGUUUGAAAAUAAAACAUUGACCGGUAACUCCUCCAUGAUACUUUAUUUUGAAAUUCUUCUAAUUUCUCGAGCGUCUCCAAAACUCCCUUGAUUAUUGUGGAUUUGUGAUUUAUUUAAAUAUAUUUUUGUGCCACACUGUCCCAACAAUGCUGCUGCUUUUAUGCACUUUUUUUUUUCCUAUUGGCAUCCUUUUUUUAUCGAGGCAGACCCAUAAAGUCUCUAUAAUUUUUAUUGGGGGGCAUUUUGUUUCACAAGUUUUGUUAAACGUUUUAUCAUGUAAAUUUGUAUCAAUUAAAUAUAAAUAUUGAUUUUGGAAGUCUCUAGUAAUUUUGGUGACAAUAUUAAAAGAGAUCACUGUCUUGAACUGUAAAAGUGGCUAUAAAACGUUUGAAAUUUUCCA